AUGUAUCUUGUCCACUGGUCUGAGAUGGAAAAAGUCCAGCGUUAUUCUGGAGUUUUCGCCGCAUCACCCAUUCCUCCAUCUCUGACAUUUGGUCCUUAUAAGGGGACGUUGAAUAUUUUCCUGAAAACCAAUGAUCAUAAACACUUGGAUUAUAUCCUUGAGGUGACCUACAAAUGUGGUCAGCUCAUCUGGGUUUUCGAUCGGCAUCUUUCUUGGGUCCCUUUCAUGAACUUCGCACGCUGCCCUGAGGAGCAAAAUGUGGAGGUGUUCUUGAGCGAAGGGUCUUUUUUCUUCCGUACCAUCGAUAGAGUGUCCCCGGGCGAGGAACUGUUGCUAUGGCCAACUGAGAGACUUUGCAGAAGUCUGCGUAUGCCCAAUUUUGUGCAUCAUGGAGAUAGAGAACGUGAAUACCAAUAUAUUUGUCACCACUGCUCGCAAGUGUUUGCAUUCCCAAACACACUUAAAACGCACAUCGCAUUUGAGUGCGCCUCAAACCGUGGGAAGAGCUAUAAAGAGCCCCUGUUUCACAGUCAGCGAACACACUCAUACACCAGUUGCCUUCCAAGUAGAAACAACCCGCCGAACAGGCCGCCGAGAAUGAGCACUUUGUUUUUGACUCCAAAUUCGGAUACGGACGGGAUACAGGUAUCGAAAACGGACAAUGAUCCACCGCUCAACCUCAAACACGAUGGAGAACCAAGCAGGAGCGUGCACCACCAUAAUGGCAGUGCAUUCCUAUCCGACGUCUCAGUUCACGACGAUAAACCCAUUAUUAACGGAGGACAUUCUUCAUCUGGAUUAAAUUUAUCCAACAGCAUGGGUUGUUUGAACGGUUUAAAUGGUUUUAAUGGCUUCAACAACCUAUCAUUGGCAAUGAAUCAGUUUCCAUUCCUCUCCAACUUCAACACGGAUUCCUUUCUAAUGAAGGAGAGCCCGAAAUCGCUGCAAAACUCCGUUGGAGACAGCUCGUCGUCUACCAAGGCUUCGCCACCCUUUUCGCUGCACUCAAGCUCAGCCGAUUUGCAGGUCGUUAAGUCUCCGGACAAGCUCCAACCAGUUCUUACGCCGCUAACACCAGUGAGCCUACCAUCCUUUACGGCGGAAACGUUCGGAAUUAAACCUGAUGGCUUGAAAAAUUCCUCUCUUGUUCCUCCUGUUAAUCAGUCGCAGCCGUUCAGUUCGGCUAGCUUCAACGGUUUUAAGAGCCCCGAGCUUGGAAAUGUGCCAGUUUCCUCAGAAUUUCCUUCAAUCUCACGACCACUAUUGAGCGAACUUAACGGACUUAAUGGAAUGAGGUACAACUUAUCACAGGAAUCCUCGUUUUCGCAAAACCAGAUGGAUAUGUUAAAUAAUCCAGCGUUUCUCCUCCAGCCCCGGCCUCCUCUCUGCAGUCCUUCGUCGAUGCCAUUUUUCAAAUAUGGAUUUCCACAGGGUUUUCCAUCACUAAAUGGCCAACCGGUUAUGAAUCCAACGGGUCCUAUGAUGUUUGGAACGGAACAAGGCGUUAGCAGACUGCCUUCAUCCUCCACAACGCCGAACCCCGAUGGAACGGGUUUAAACGGGGAUCAAAUGACACCGGACAAGCCGAAAACAGGUUGCAAUGAGGAAAUGAUAAACGAUUUGAACUCUAAAAAAGUGAAUAAGGGAUAUUUAUGUGAGCUGUGUGGCAAGUUGUACACCCGCAAAUACGGGCUUAAAAUCCACAUGCGUAUUCACACGGGCUACAAGCCUUUAAAGUGCAAAUACUGUCAAAAGAGAUUUGGCGAUCCGAGCAAUAUGGCUAAACACAUCCGCCUUCAUGCUGUUGGGGACACUCCUUAUAAAUGUCAGUAUUGCGGAAAAGUUUUGGUCAGGAGAAGAGAUUUAGAUCGUCACAUAAAAUCAAGACACCCAAACGGACGUUAGAAUGGUAAAUUUGUUACUUUUUAAAUCAAAUUUCAUAGGUCUAGCUGUAAGUUUAUCGAGAGAUAAAGGUACUUCUGUGAAGAUAUUUCGUACAACAUUGAGCACUCGAUAACAAUUUUGGUCGGUUUAGGCCUUUCAUUUUGAACAUUCGUACGCAAUAGAGACGUCGUAUUCGCAUUCUAAAGUUCAUAUGUUUGUACAAAAUUCUCCAACGUAAACAUUGUAAAGACGAGAAAAACAUUUAUAAUAUAAAAAAAGGAAGUAAGAUAUAAGUUUGUACGAUAAAGCGAAAAGCAAAAUAA
Pocillopora verrucosa is the source of this 2207-nucleotide messenger RNA. Its product is annotated as PR domain zinc finger protein 13-like. NCBI's taxonomy places the organism in Eukaryota, Metazoa, Cnidaria, Anthozoa, Scleractinia, Pocilloporidae. The record is from RefSeq and is a predicted model, not a curated record. Gene Ontology annotation, cellular component: nucleus. Gene Ontology annotation, biological process: regulation of gene expression.